AUGGAUCCUAAUGGUGCGUCGCAGAUAGUUAGUGCUUUGGAAGUUAUAUAUUCUCCGAAGUCAGCUAAUCACCAGAGAUUAGAGGCGCAGAGGUUUUUAGACCAGGUGAAGAGCCAUGAGGAGUCUCCAUUUUGGGGGUAUGAGAUAGCUUUGAAUAAUUCGAGCAAUUCUAUCCUGAAGCAUUUUGGGCUUGGGUUGUUGGUUCAUGUGAUGCAAAAGCAUUGGAAGGAUUAUGAUACGGAGAAGCAGUUGGCUCUUCGGAAGUGGAUAACGGAUUUGAAUUAUCGGGUUACGGCGGAUGAUCCUCGUUAUAUUAAGGAGAAGUUGGCAUUUCUUUGGGUGGAAAUUGCGAAACGAGUUUGGGGCGAGGUGUUGAAAGAUGAUACAUUGUCGGAGCAGUCUUUGUUUGAAUCUUGGGUGGAUAUGGAUAGGAAUUUGGCUGAAUUGUGGAAUAUGUCUGAGGCUUCUCGUGAGUUAGUGUUAAUAAUUUUCAGAACGUUAUUUGAAGACAGUUUUCUUCUUGAGGAUUUAACCGUGCUGAAGAGGAUAUCUAUUGUGCAGCCGUUAUGUAUUAUGAUCGUGUGUCCACUAGAUUUAUUUAGUGAACACUACAAGCAUUCUGAUAAGUGGAGAUUAUUUAAGAGCAACGAUGAGGGUUGGUUUGGAAUAUGGGUCACCGAGUUGCACCGAGCGUUGGAGGCACACAACUCGCCUUACAUAUUAAGGUUAUUGGAGACUUUAAAAACGUGUUUAAAUUGGCCCAUCAGCGAUAUCGUAAUAAGAUAUGAUAUUUUGGGUGCAUUGCUGGAUUGUUUAAUGUCUAAGAUCCCCAAGGCCCAAGCUAUCUCAUUAGAUUCGAUUCACAUUCUUUUGACACGCCCAUACAAUUCACAAUCUCAUUAUGACACUUUCAUUACCAAAGUAUUCAAUAGCAUGAGUCUACUAGAUAAAGUUUAUGAUGAAUUGCAGUUUAAUCCAAACGAAGGUAUCGAUGAAGGUAAAUAUCCAAUUAUUAAAAAAUUUGCGGACAUGAUAACGUGUUUGCAUAAAAGCGUUCUGAGGUUCGACCCUGCUGAUAAGAAUGUCGAACUCUACCUUCGUUUAGUAUUAAAAACAACAUAUAAUCCAAGUUUGAUUGUUAGUGGUAUUUCUCUAGAUCUGUGGUGUGCGUGUCUUAGAAAUGAUGAAUUCCUUCCUUUGCUAGAGAAAUAUGUUAUUAGAGAUAUUUUGGAGUAUUGUGCAAACGCUUUGGUUCACUACGAGCAAAUAGAUAAUCACAUUUCCAAGAACUAUGCAGAUGCUGACUUUCAAUCUAUUUCUGAUUAUAAUGGUUUCUGCUCAACAUAUAGAAAGCGAAUAAGAGAUGUGAUCAGACUGAUCUCAUGCGUUCAAGUGGAUUAUGUUUAUGAUUGGUUAUGUGCCAGAUUAAACAGUUACUUUAGUUCUGCCUACGGACAAGAAAUAUUGAGUUCUACAUUCCUUAAUCAUAAAGCGGAGCCGUACUGGAGUUCUCUGUCACAAUUAAUGAUUGUAGAAUGUUUCAUUAAUGGCUGUAUUCGUUGGAAAAUUUGGUACACUAAUGAAAGCGAUUUCGAUAAAAAACUGGAUACUAUCUUAGCAAAGGUAGAAACACUUUCAAAUCAACUUAUUUCUUUGAAUUUAAGGGAUCCAUUGUUGUUAAAAAAACAAAUUCAAAAUUUUGCAUUGUUUUUGACAAUACUAAAAGACAAUGUGUUGUUUAAAUUGUUAGAAAAGAUUAUUACCACCGCUACUUUGGACUAUUCGGACAUUGACAUGGAAGAGAAAAGUGAUAAAGCAGAUGCAGUCAGAGAAUUGAGGUAUGCAUGUGGCAUAGAAUUAAACAGAAUGGCAUUGUUGAUGCCCGAUUCCCUAAAGGGAAUUUAUUCAGAUUUAGAAAAUGUCAUUGCCAGUAUUUUACCCAAGUUGACUUCACAUGAAACGAUCUCCUUCAAAUCUUUCUUGUUAAGUAUCGCUUUAUCAUCGUCAAUGGAUGAUAAAGGUUCCAGGUUUUCAUCUAUUGUGGACCCAGAAUUGGCAGCGUGGUCGGACAAGAAUACCGUUGUUGGUUUAACAGAUUUGCCGUGGUUCUUGGAAAGGCUUGGUAUUGUUAAAAUUGCUCAGUACUUUCAAAAGAGAGUCAUCGAUGAGAAUAGCGAUCUUCUUGCAAUAAAAAUUGAUGAUGAAGGUAAAAAAUUAAAAGUUGAUCUAGCGAAACAUUGGCAAACCUUGUUCCCAGUUCGUGCUACCAGAAUGUUUAUCCAUUAUUCUAUGCAAACUGUUAAAAAUAAUGAAGAUUUUGUUAAGUUACAAGAACUAUGGAAACCAAGGAUCGUACCUAUACUGCCCUAUAUUUUAAGAUUGUUGUACCAAUUGCAGUCUUACCAUGAUCCUGAAAAUUGGAAGGACCUUCCUGUUAUAGUUCAAUCUUUUGUGAAAUGUUCUACGAUUGAAAGGUUUUGGGAAGCAGGCGCUACUAAUAAAUCUAAAGAUGAGUUUAUCGAUGAGCACAUGAAAGCUUUGCAAACAGUACGUGAUUUUGCAGACUCCGUUGGGCAUAUAGUAAGAUAUACAAGAGAGUAUGUCCUCUUGAUUUUGAGCGGCAUUUCAAGCCUUGGCAGUAUCUUCUAUGAAAUUGAUGAUCUACCUAAUUUAUUGAUGAAUUCAAUCGCGAUUUACAAACCAGGUUCUGAUGAAAUCAGUCCUGGUGUCUCAACUCAUGGUUGGAAACAUAUCAUCAAUGUCGCAAUCCGGUCCAUUCUCAAGAGCUGUCCGGAACAAUGCGCUGCAACCUUCAUGACUGCUUUUUUACCAAAAUUGUUUGAUACCAUAUCCAUUGUAUUGUGUAAGAAAUGGUCCUCUUAUAUGAACAAUAUCAGCGUGAAUCCUUCUCCAGCAGACGACGAUGAGAUAACGGAAGAAAUUUUGGAAGAGAACCUGUUGCGUCAAUUGACAACCGUUGUUGUUCGUUUGUUAAUUGAUUGUGUUGGUCAAGUUGGAGUGUCUGCACAAGUUUCCAAGUUAAAGUUGAACGCCCAUCAGAUCAAAAUGAGAAAGGUUAUAUUUGGCAAUGCAAAUGUCAUGGCUUCAUUUUUGAAAUUAUUAAACUACCUGAUAUCUUUUAGAGACAGUAAAUGUUCAUUUAAUUCAAUUUUGAUUAUGAGGAGCAGUCUAACUGAAACAUUGAUAAAGCAUGAAGAGAUUGAUAGGUUUUAUAUUACAGAAAUUUUACCAAACUUCUUGAUGAAUAUUUUGACUCAAAGCGCAUUCCAGGAUUCAUUUCAGGAAGCUCUGUAUGUUUUCACGGUUGCUUUCUUAACAUUAUGCAAAGAGCAUGAAAGCUGCAGGAAGUAUUUCCAUGAAUUAUCCAACGGUUAUGACAUCGAAGCCUUGUAUGAAAACUUGCGAAAUGUCGAUAACUACAAGGACCAAAAAGUUCUAAUGGUUGACUUUAUUGAAUGGAUUAAAACUUUCAACGGUGAUGUAGACGAAGACCAUCAGGAUGAAAAUAAAACGCGAGAAAGAAGAGAAGCAGUUUUAGCCAGGGCAAAUGAAAGAUUGGUCAAGAAGAAUAAGGACCAAGGCGAUAUGUUGGAUGAUCCAAACACGGAAGAUGCUGCAUUUGGUCAUCUGUUCGGUGAUCACUAA
Molecule: messenger RNA, 3666 nt
Organism: Eremothecium cymbalariae DBVPG#7215
Lineage: Eukaryota; Fungi; Ascomycota; Saccharomycetes; Saccharomycetales; Saccharomycetaceae
Gene: MSN5
Product: karyopherin MSN5
Exons: 1
Coding region: 1-3666 (1221 amino acids)
Biological process (GO): protein export from nucleus; RNA export from nucleus
Cellular component (GO): cytoplasm; nucleus; RNA nuclear export complex
Molecular function (GO): RNA binding; small GTPase binding; nuclear export signal receptor activity
Source: RefSeq, a predicted model, not a curated record